AACGAAAAAUUACUAAUGUUGCUUAUGUUAACAAAUUCGCAUAAAUAAUUCUAAAAAAUACAACUAAAUUGUAUUGUUUCGGUCGACAAAAUAUUAGCCAUUCGUUCAGUCGUAAAUAAACCAUUGAAUCAGUCAGUAUAACUACCAUUGCAAUUAUUUUAAUAAAAAUGAAACUGUUACGUAUUGUAAUAUCGUUCACUUUAGUAAAUAUUUUGGUAUCUGAAUUAGUGUAUAAAGAUGAGGUUUACCUAACAAACAAAUACAUCCAGUUGGCAGUUAGCUGCAAUCAAGAUGUAAUGUACCGUUCAGGUCAUUUGAUGACAGUUGUUAAAAACAUUGUUCUUAAACAAUAUACGAUUGUGGAAAUGGCUUUAAUGUUGGUAGUACCGGAAACACAAGAAGUCUUAGUCAUAAAGCAUGGAACACAAGAACACGCUUCAACUUCUUCUGUGGCUUCAAAUGAAAUUGUGGAGAUUGAAACAAACGAAGCCUUAGUCAUAAAGCAUGAAAAGUUAUGGUACCAGCAAAGAGUGCGGUAUGAAAUAAAUGCUGUAACUGGUAUGAGAAGAGCAUUCGUAGACAAAGUUGAAUUAGAUCGCUGUACUAUGGAAUAUUUGGGAAGUGAAAGAAGAUAUUUUACUGGUGCUGCUGUAAUACAAUUAAUCCAUGCAAUUAUAAUAACCAAAAACCCUGUAUUGAGAUCGGCUUUCUCAGAUUUUCCUCAGAUGUGUCGUUUAUUGGGAUUGUACAGAAGUUUCAAAAACGUAUUUGAAAAAUUACCAUUUAUAAAAUCUGCUAAAGUUCAUGAUGGAACUUGUGUUCUUAAAACUCUAGACAAUAGUGAAACCAAAUAUAGAUAUAUUAAUGAAGACAUUUGGGAACUUAAAGCUAAUGGUACUGGACUUCAACGACUUUAUCACCAAAUAGAAUUCUUCAACAUGUUUUAA
Messenger RNA from Adelges cooleyi (spruce gall adelgid), 947 nucleotides. RefSeq lists its product as uncharacterized. The record is from RefSeq and is a predicted model, not a curated record. NCBI's taxonomy places the organism in Eukaryota, Metazoa, Arthropoda, Insecta, Hemiptera, Adelgidae. Bases 168 to 947 code for a protein of 259 amino acids. The transcript has 13 exons.